AUGGAUUACAGUGCUUCGCUAAAGGAGUAUGCCGUUCCUGAAAGGAUCGGUAAGCUCUUCUUUCGCAAAGCUCCUGACACCUACAUUCUUCAACUAUCCACGUAUGCUGCUCCAAAGAAGAGAUCCACCGAGAAAACGCCUUCGCGGUGCACAGCAGACAUCCUGGAGGCGAUCUGUCAGAACUCCAAAUUCGAGAUGCCCACGUUCCUUUCGUCCCGCAGCAGCAAUAUCAUGCUACCUACCGAAGAUGACACAACGCUCACCGCAGAGUACCUGUAUCCGUCAUCGCCGUACUGGGAAGGAGAAAUACAAGGAAAGCCACAAGAGAUCAAGAACGAGGACUCGGACGUGUUUGAGUUUUGCGAGAGCUCUGUAUUCGAGAGCAUAGACUCGGAGAAAUAUUAG
Molecule: messenger RNA, 405 nt
Organism: Ogataea parapolymorpha DL-1
Lineage: Eukaryota; Fungi; Ascomycota; Pichiomycetes; Pichiales; Pichiaceae
Exons: 1
Coding region: 1-405 (134 amino acids)
Source: RefSeq, a predicted model, not a curated record